AUGGUUCGUUUUGUGACUCCCUUGGUCCUGGCCUCGCUGUCAGUGACCGCGCUCGCCGCCCAGUCCUGCAGCAGCAGCAGCCAGUGCAAGGAUGAGACCUACCCUUGUUGCUCCCAAUACGGAGAGUGUGGUACCGGUGCUUACUGCCUCGGUGGUUGCGACCCUCUCGCCUCCUUCUCCCUCGACUCUUGCGCCCCCAUGCCCGUUUGUGAGAGCAAGACCUACACCUGGGAUAACCUCGACAAUGCCGUCACCCAGGACAAGUACCUCGGUAACGCCACCGAAUAUGACUGGACCUACUCCGGCAAGCCCAAGACCGAAGAUGGUAACCUGAUCAUGACUAUGCCCGCUAAGAGCGUUGGUACCCUCUUCGCCAACAACCACUACAUCUGGUACGGAAAGGUCUCUGGAAAGAUUAAGAGCUCCCGCGGCAAGGGUGUCGUGACUGCUUUCAUCCUGCUCUCCGACGUCAAGGACGAGAUCGACUACGAGUGGGUCGGCGCCGACCUGUCUCUUGUGCAGACCAACUACUACUGGCAGGGUGUUCUUGACUGGCACAACAGCGGUAACAUCUCCGUGGAGGGCGAGGAUACUUACAACGACUGGCACACUUACGAAAUCGACUGGACCCCCGAGAAGGUGGACUGGAUCGUCGACGGUUCCGUCCAGCGCACCCUGAAGAAGGCCGACACCUACAACGAGACCUCCAAGCAGUACCAAUUCCCCCAGACCCCCUCCCGCCUGCAGAUGUCCCUCUGGCCCGCCGGCCAGCCCUCCAACGCCCAGGGUACCAUCGACUGGGCCGGUGGUGAGAUCGACUGGAACAGCGAGGACAUCCAGAAGGUCGGCUACGACUUUGCCACCGUCGGCGAGGUCAGCGUCAAGUGCUACGACGCUCCUUCCGAUGCUAAGAACCACGGCGACAAGUCCUACCUUUACGCCAACAAGGCUGCUAUGGAAUCCGACAUUGAGACCACCAACAACUCCACCGUUCUCGGCUCCCUGGGUGCCACUGGUCUUGACAUGGACCUUGGCGCUAGCUCCAGCUCUUCCAACACCACCUCCGCCUCCAACAGCAUCCCCACCGGAAAGGGUGGAUCUGGUGGCAUGGCCGCCAAUGGUACCUCCGAGACCACUGGUACCUCCACCAGCGAUGACGCUGCCUCUACCACCUCAUCAGGAUUCUCCCAGGGCACGACCACCAAGGACAGCGGUGCCGCUGGCCAGAACGAGCGCGUUCUCCGUGGCUCGCUCUUCGGUGUCCUCGUGGCUCUCGUUGUCCUCGUGACGCUGUAA
Messenger RNA from Penicillium brevicompactum, 1296 nucleotides. It is a transcript of the gene utr2, whose product is annotated as putative cell wall glucanase (Utr2). Lineage: Eukaryota; Fungi; Ascomycota; Eurotiomycetes; Eurotiales; Aspergillaceae. Gene Ontology annotation, cellular component: fungal-type cell wall. Gene Ontology annotation, molecular function: glycosyltransferase activity; hydrolase activity, hydrolyzing O-glycosyl compounds. The transcript has 3 exons. Bases 1 to 1296 code for a protein of 431 amino acids. The record is from RefSeq and is a predicted model, not a curated record. Gene Ontology annotation, biological process: carbohydrate metabolic process; fungal-type cell wall organization.